Messenger RNA from Cuscuta europaea, 1247 nucleotides. NCBI's taxonomy places the organism in Eukaryota, Viridiplantae, Streptophyta, Magnoliopsida, Solanales, Convolvulaceae. The record is from the annotation of a GenBank genome assembly.
UUGAAAUUUACGAAUAUAUGAUGGGGAGUAGAAUUAUCCAAUGCCAUUGACUGGUAGGUGAACAAAAUGUUUUCAUCUUCCCCAGCAACUUCCUAACUCGUCCGUCUACGAUCCCCUGCCUCCUUUCCUCUCCGGUUCCCUCUAUCCCACGCCCAAAAAGAAGUCAAUGGACCCCCGCCGCCAUCACCACCACGAUCCGCCAGUGCUCCACCCCCACCCUGGUCCGCCACCGCCAAUAGCCCACCACCACCCCGGUUCUCCACCACCGCCAAUGGUCCACCACCACCCUGGUCCGCCGCAACCGCCAAUGGUCCACCACCACCCUGGUCCGCCGCCACCGCCAGUGAUCCACCACCACCCCGGUCCUCCGCCACCGCCAGUGGUCCACCACCACCCCGAUAUCCCGCCACCUCCAGUGGUCCACCACCACUACGGACCCCAUCCGCCGCCUUCAGCGGUUCACGUCCACGAUCCCCGCCAUCAGAAACAGACUUAUCGGGUAUACUGCCGGGCGAAUCCCGACCUGGUACUCACCGUCCGUGACGGAAAGGUCAUUCUCGCCCCACCCAAACCCUCCGAUGAUCAUCAGCGCUGGUACAAAGAAGAGAAACACAGCACCAGGGUGAAGGAUGAAGAAGGGCUGCCCAGCUUUAUUCUAGUUAAUAAAGCUACAGAACAGGCCAUCAAGCACUCUCUUGGUGCCACUCACCCGGUGCGACUCGUUCCAUACAACCCUGAGAUUCUUGAUGAAUCAAUAAUGUGGAGUGAGAGCAAGAACACAGGGGAGGACUACAAGACGAUUAGAAUGGUGAACAACAUUCGGCUCAACAUGGAUGCAUUCCAUGGCGACAAAGAGCACGGGGGUGUACGUGAUGGGACUCUCAUUGUUCUUUGGGAAUGGACUAAAGGAGAUAAUCAACGCUGGAAGAUUCUUCCCAACUGAUCGGAAAUGAUUUUCAAUUGGCGUCUUAUUACAUAUCAUCUAAGGUCCAAAAUAAUGGUGGAGGCAAUGUACAUUGUGUAUGUUUUUGGUUAUGGAAAACCAUAUAUUUGGCAUCCCUGAACUUCCAAAUAAUAUUUGUCACUUAAGUCUUCCUUAUGAUCUUGGGUAUAUUGUAUUUGUGUAUGCCGGCAUGUACUUUAUGUGAAAAUGCAUUAAAUAAAUAUUAUUAAUCAUAGCCUAAUUAAGAAUACCUCUGCUUUGGUAAUUCCCCUCGUGUCAAAUCGGAGAAGUGUAUUAGUAUCCC